AUGUCGAAGGAGGAGGAGUCGAAGAGUCGAGACGGCGAGGGCAAGGACGAGGGCAAGGACGGCGAGGAGAAGGACGGCGCGCCCUUCGACGACGAGGCAGAGAUCAAACUCAUCCUGCUCGGCGACUCCGCCGUCGGCAAGACGAAGAUGGUCGAGCGCUUCCUCAUGGACGAGUACAACCCGCAGCAGGCGCACGCGCGCGCGCGCGCGCAGCUCUCGACGUACGCGCUGACGCUCUUCCGCAAAGUCGUCGACAUCGACGACCGCAAGGUCUCCGUCGACAUCUGGGACACCGCGGGCCAGGAGCGCUUCAACAAGAUGCACCCCGCGUACUACCACCGCGCGCACGCCUGCAUCCUCUGCUUCGACGUCACGCGCAAGGCGACCUACCAGCACCUCUCGGACUGGCGCGGCCCGCCGCGCGCGCGCGACGCGCGGCCUCGGCGGCGCGAAAGGCGCGGCCGCCCGCAGAACAUCCCCUGCAUCCUCGUCGCCAACAAAAUCGACAUCGACUACCAGGUCACGCGGAAGAACUUCAAGUUCGCGUCGUCGAAGGGCAUCCCCUUCUACUUUGUUUCCGCCGCCGACGGCACGAACGUCGUCAAGGUCUUCCGCGCCGCCAUCGAGGCCGCGCUCGACUGGAAGAAGAACGGCGAGGACUUCAUGACCGAGGCCCUGAGACUGGUCGAGGGGCCCUGA
Messenger RNA from Aureococcus anophagefferens, 699 nucleotides. RefSeq lists its product as hypothetical. Gene Ontology annotation, molecular function: GTPase activity; GTP binding. The record is from RefSeq and is a predicted model, not a curated record. The coding region runs from base 1 to 699 and encodes 232 amino acids. NCBI's taxonomy places the organism in Eukaryota, Pelagophyceae, Pelagomonadales, Pelagomonadaceae. Gene Ontology annotation, cellular component: endosome; Golgi apparatus. The transcript is spliced from 4 exons.